Eruca vesicaria subsp. sativa (arugula) is the source of this 777-nucleotide messenger RNA. The record is from the annotation of a GenBank genome assembly. Lineage: Eukaryota; Viridiplantae; Streptophyta; Magnoliopsida; Brassicales; Brassicaceae.
AUGGGGAGACUGUUUAGAGUUUUAAGUGGUAAUUGGAAGAGAAACCGUCGAGAGCACUGGCAUUUCCUCCCCGCGCCUGGUGAUAACCCCUGGACCAUGUAUGUCGAGGAAGCUGAUUAUUAUCAAAUGGUGGAAGGGGCAAUAAGAGAGGUUUAUGGUCUAGGUGAGGCUACGCCGGUGAUUAUCACCUAUGGGAGGCCUGACUGGAUGCUUUUCUCUAGUGGGAACAUACCCCCACUGACGCUAUCAACUUCUCAUGAUCUUCAUGAUUUGUUAACAGGGAGGCCAUGGGUGACAGAGGUUACUUUACUGGUUACUAUUGGGGCAAGGAGCGUGGCAGAGUACAACUUUCUCCGACGUUCUAACUUCAGUAUUGGGACAACCACUUAUGUGGUUGAUGGUGCGCAGGAUGACAGAGCCAGAGCUAUAUUCGAAGGUUUGGUUUUCAGUGAACGUCUUCUAACUAGUGAGAGGGUGAUGUUGGAGAUAUUUGGAGAACAAGAGAUGCAACUCCUCUACCGAGUUGCACAAGAGUUGCAACAUGUUGACAGGGGUGUGGGUUUUCAGGGCGCAAGUACAAGCACUGCAGCUCAAGAGCAAGAGGUUCCAAACAAUGUCUCCCAAGCUCCAUCUGUUCUCUGGGAUGUCGAGAUAAACUUAGUCAACUAUUCGGCUUUCAUAGACACAGAUAGGGAGCUUGGUACAGAUCCAAUUGGUACGGAUUUCUGGAGAGAUUUAAUGGAAGAGGAGGCUAAAGCAACUGAGAUAUUGGACUAG